AUGAUUAGAAAUCAUAUUAAUUCAAAUGCAUCUAAUAGAAAUUCUAAUACAUUUCAAUGUCGUUUAAAAGCUUAUCUAUCGAAUGUUGCACUUAUUAGUUCACUUUAUUCAAAUACAUUUCAAGCUCUUUAUCGUUUUUUUCGAAUUAUUUAUUAUACACGUCGUUAUUUUUAUCAUAAUAUUUAUUUAUAUAUUUUUGGUAUAUUAAUUCAAAUAGUUCUAAGUAUUCUUCAACCGUUACCACUUAUUGUCAACGGUGAAUAUCAAUAUGAAGAUUUUCAUUGUCAAAUUCAAUUUACAAAUUAUCGUGGAAUGAUGUUUGCAGCUCUUCUCGUUUGGCUUUUACCAAUUUCAUUUACAAUAUUUAUAUAUGGAUAUACAUUACAUUAUAUACGUUGUAAUUCUGCAUUGUUCAAUGUUCGACAAAGAACAAGAAUUAAACGUGAUUUGAUUGUUAUAAGACGUAUUCUAUGGUUGCUUAUUUUUAUAAUUAUAUUUGGUAUGCCUGCUUGUACCGCAGCUAUUGUCUAUUAUUUAUUAGGUUAUAAUGAAUGGUGGGAAAAUCAUUUUAUCUGGUUAACAUUUGUAUUAUGUUUUAUGGGUGUCAGUAUUGUACAAUCAUACUUUUCUCCUCAUCUUCGUGUUUUAUGGUCAACAAAUUUGCAUCAUACGAAUUCAUCAACAGCAACAAAUUCAUAA
Messenger RNA from Adineta steineri, 699 nucleotides. NCBI's taxonomy places the organism in Eukaryota, Metazoa, Rotifera, Eurotatoria, Adinetida, Adinetidae. The record is from the annotation of a GenBank genome assembly.